AAGGAUAAAUUGCUCUUCAUGAGCGACCGUGCAGGAGUUGGUGGGUCUGAUUCAGGUGGCCGACAAAAGAGGAAGCGAGUCGGAUUUGCAGGGACUCCCAAAUUAUCGAAAGGUCCAUGCAAUAAAGCAGCUCGCGCAGAUCACUUCAAUGUUUUCCUCGUUGGAUUUUCGGACAAGGAGAAAUCCGAAUUAUUACGAAGCUGUAUAGAGGAGAUUGAUGUGAAAGACGUAAUAUCAACUUCCGUUACUCAUCUAGUUGUUAAGCCACCCUCUAAAAAAGACAAGACAUAUCUUUACUCAGCGUUAUACUACGCGGUCGUUUCGGGAGCAUGGCUGCUACGGCCGAGUUGGCUGACACGCUCCAAGGAAGGCAUUGUACCUGAGUUGGAACAUGAAUAUAAGCACAACCAGGUCGACAUUCAUACGCCGACUUUGUCCAAAUUCAAAGAAAUACUAAAAUUGAAAGCUUACCAAACGUGCAGUGACUUGCCAGGUGUAACGUGGUGA
Messenger RNA from Strongylus vulgaris, 507 nucleotides. Lineage: Eukaryota; Metazoa; Nematoda; Chromadorea; Rhabditida; Strongylidae. The record is from the annotation of a GenBank genome assembly.